Messenger RNA from Lathyrus oleraceus (garden pea), 1059 nucleotides. RefSeq lists its product as uncharacterized. The transcript has 4 exons. Lineage: Eukaryota; Viridiplantae; Streptophyta; Magnoliopsida; Fabales; Fabaceae. The record is from RefSeq and is a predicted model, not a curated record. Bases 1 to 1059 code for a protein of 352 amino acids.
AUGGAAAACCAAUUACAUGUUGGACAUAAACUCUGCAUCAACCAGAUGGUUCUAAGUUGUCUUUACGAGUAUUUAGGAGAAGGUGUCGAAACCCUCAAGAAGAUUCAACUAGGACCGAACCUACUACUUGCUGGUCCAUAUUGGUUGCUUCAAUUAUGGCUUAAUGCUACCUUCGAAACAUCAUUAUCAUCCCACAACAUAAUCAAUAAAGAGGAUGACGACAUCAAAAAUAGAAGAUUCGAAGGAACACACCUUGUCCAACUGACUCCUAAUGAUGAAUGGUUGAACUUACAUAAAAAAUUUACUGGGACAGAUCCAAGAAAGGUGAUUAAUGUUGAUCCUGAACCUACUGCCAAGAACCCUGAACGAAUCGAGAGUGAUAACUCCAGUCCUGGUGUUGAUGCUCUUAAGGACGGCACAGACGGUACUGAACAAUCAAGCAUUAAGCAUGUUAUCCCUGGGAAUUCCAAUACUCAUUUGCACCAUCCCUUAUCCAACAAAGAUUCAAACAAAGGGUCAACGAGCGAAGUGAAUAAACCUGCUGACAAACAACAAGAGGUUUCUCCUCCAAAGAACACUACCCAACACUCGCAAACCACUGGCUCCGAUAGCGAAGAUGGAGAAGAAAAAGAGCAUCACCUCAUAGAUAUCCCGGAAACCAUUGAUAUCCAAAAUCCAAAGGAAAAUGUCCAAGACAAAACAGACGACUCUUUGCCAAAAAUCCUCAACCAAGGCGAAGAUGUCCUAGACAAAGAGGAAGACGAAGAUGAAGAUGAGGAUCACUCUAUGUUCGAUAUCCCUAUUGACCCUCUGGAAGAAGAAGAGGAUGGUAAUGCGAACCCAAGUGACGUACCUACCAACAACCAAAACCUUGGCUCUGCCAAAGCUUUCAAAACCCCUUCGACUAGUACAAUUGUUGCCUUCUCUCUGGAAGAAUUGGAGACCUUAAAUAAGAAUAAGCCAACAGAAUAUUUGAAGGCGAUCAUGAGCACAAGGGGUAGCUCGACUGAUAAAUUCUCAAGUUCCUCCACCGUUUUCUGGUGGUCAGUCUACAAAUGA